Molecule: messenger RNA, 2066 nt
Organism: Artibeus jamaicensis (Jamaican fruit-eating bat)
Lineage: Eukaryota; Metazoa; Chordata; Mammalia; Chiroptera; Phyllostomidae
Gene: CUNH9orf152
Product: chromosome unknown C9orf152 homolog
Exons: 2
Coding region: 48-764 (238 amino acids)
Source: RefSeq, a predicted model, not a curated record
CCUCCCGCUCCUGCCCUUCCCAGUGUUUGCAUUUCUCCCGGAUCCACAUGAAGGGGUUGCCGUGCCUCGGCUUGUGCCCGGCCCACUUCUGGCAGCUGGGGUCUGGCUUCAUGGCUGACGGCUCCAGGACGCAGGCCCUGGGGAAAGGGCCCCCACUCAGCGUCCAGCUCCUGCGAGCCCAGUACCUGAGGCAGCAGCAGAGGGCCCAGGCCCACCUUGUGGUGCUCCCGAAAGGAGGGAACACACCUGCUCCUGCUGAAUCCAUGGUCAGCGCCGUUUGGAUCAACAAGGAGAGGAGGCACUCACCGUUCCUGGACCAGGUGGAUCCUCAGGCGGUGGGGAUGCAGGAGGAGGUGGGCGGAGCCUACCCACAGGUCCUCAGGGCUCCAUGGCGCACACACCUACAGACGCAUUGCUCGGUCCAAGCCUUCCACCAGGAGACCAGUCAUCACAUAAAACACAAGGGCAAGUUCACAGGGUCUGAGCAAAGGCUGCCGCAGCAAGGGGACCCAGGUUUGCUUGAAAACAAGCAGAUGACUCAGCAAGAAACCACAAUGCCAGAGGCAGCCCCCCAGCACCAGGGUCAAGUGGGCAAAACCCAAACGCAGGCAUUGGGAUCCAGCUUAAACAACGGCAUCCGGUGUCCUUCCUCCAUAAAGAACCUACACAGGUCAGGAACACCAGCUCACUAUCCAUUUCCCCAGAGGAAAACUCCCAGGAUCUCCCAGGCUGCCCGCAACCUGGGCUUAUAUGGCCCAGCCUGAUGCUUUUCCAUGCAGCCAGAUGUCCCCCCGACUUUGAAGCCAUCUGCAGUCUCAUCAAAGAACCCAGGAGCAGAGCCACAAGAGGGCCUCCAGCUGUGCACAGAACUGGACUAACUCCAGGGUAGGGGUUGUGGGAAAUGAACUGCACGGUGGGCACAGGGUCUUGUCCUUCGGCAGAAGAGAGGCUGCCCGGACCAGACUGCUCACAGCUGCAGACGAAGGAGCGCUGUCUGACCAAUGCAGCCCUGCUCUGCUUCAACAAGACGUUGCCAUGGAGCCCCAGAUGCCCGGUAGGACGCAUGCUCAGUCCCUAGCACCGGGGAAUUCUGGGAAAUGAAACAGGGACCCCAGCCCCUGGACCGCCUUAGCAGUGCCCUGGAGUGUGGACGAAUGUGGACAAUCUUGUGUCCACUGCCUUCUGGUGAUUUCUCACAUGUCCUGGAGAAGAUGAACUCUGAGAAUUGCCUUUUUCUGGUUGCUCUGCCUGGAGGCCAGCGCAGUUAAAAGUCACUACGUUUACUGGUAGUGACCACACUGUUUCAGCUUCAGCAUCCCACGGUAUGGUCCCCCAGGAGAAAAGGGGGCAGAACAAUGCCACCUGCCAUUCCGGGUGUUUAAGGGGCCAUUAGGAAGUGUUGGUCACCUCUCACCUCCCACUGAGAUGCCCCCCCGCCCCCCGAAUCACAGAGCUAUUUCCCUCCGUCCUUCCUCCUUGCCUUCCUUCCUCCUUCCCUUCUUUCUACUUUUCUAUUUGUCUGUCAUCUCUCCCUCUUUUCCUCCCUCCCGCUCUCCUCUUUCUAAAUUAAGUUCUUACUAACACUGCCCAUCAUUCAAGACCUAUGGUCAUGGGAGUCUGAGCCGAAGGAGCCAAUGAAACGCUCCUGCUCAGAAUACACGCGCUCCCCUCGCACUGUCCCCUUUGCUGCCACAGCUGGAUCCCUGGGUUCCUUCCCCGGGUUUUUCACACCUGGGAGAAAAGGGAGCAGGUGUCACUUGGGCGAGACGGGGAAUAGAGCAUGUCUUUCCUGGUUAAUAUUCAACUUCAGCAAUGAUAUUCAAACACACCUGAGGUGCCCUUUUCCCCUAUGGAUCCUCUCCCUGUAGUUUCCCCCACAUCUUCUCCCCCCACGGCAGAGCCUUGCCUGCCCACAUCCUGAGCUGUUAACUAGGAUUGUCACUAUCUGUCAAAAAUACACGUGUGCUUGCUGCUUGGACCACCCAGAAACACUCCAGUUUGGAUGGUCACUGUGAUUCCUUUCAUGAAUAAUUAAUAGAGCCAGUUAUUGAUUUUUUAAUAGUCUA